Metopolophium dirhodum (rose-grain aphid) is the source of this 1035-nucleotide messenger RNA. RefSeq lists its product as uncharacterized. The record is from RefSeq and is a predicted model, not a curated record. The coding region runs from base 120 to 995 and encodes 291 amino acids. The transcript has 2 exons. NCBI's taxonomy places the organism in Eukaryota, Metazoa, Arthropoda, Insecta, Hemiptera, Aphididae.
GGUGCAAAAACUGUGGCCCAACUACACAGAGACUAUGUCAAUGUGAAGAUUGUGUUGCUUUUACCAACAGUGAUGAAAAUGAGAGAGAAAUUUUAAAAGAAAAAUAUGAAAGUCACAUUAUGGAGAAAGAUCUUUCAAGGCAAGAAAAAAAAAAAGAUAAAAAUAAUUUAGAAAACAGUUUAUUUGUAGCAGUGUAUGACUUACAAGCUGUACUUUCAUGUCCUAGAGGAGAAGCUUCUGGAUUUUAUUACUUGUCUAAAUUAUCUGUUUAUAAUUUUACCAUUUGUAAUUUAAAAGAUACCAAAGAUGUAAAAUGUUAUGUUUGGUAUGAAGGAGAGGGACAAAGAGGAGUCAAUGAAAUUGGUACCUGUGUCUUCAAGUAUCUACAAGAAUUGGAACCAAAAGCUACUGCUGUGGGUAAAUCUAUUGAUGUAGUAUUUUAUUCAGACAAUUGCUGUGGCCAACAGAAAAAUCAAUUCAUGAUAGCAAUGUAUCGUUAUGCAAUUAAAAAAUUAGGAUUUAUUAAUAGCAUUACUCAUACAUUUUUAAUCAAAGGACAUACCCAGAAUGAAGGAGAUUCCGUUCAUUCAGUAAUUGAAAAAAAUGUCAGUCGUACUUUGAAAGGAGGUCCAAUAUAUACCCCAGAUCAAUACUUCACUCUAAUUCGAACAUCAAAAAAAACUGGACAGCCUUAUCAGGUCAUUGAGCUAACUCACGAAGACUUCUUUGACAUAAAAAGUUUGGAAGCAAACCUAGCUUUUGGAAAUCAAAAUGUGAAAAUUGGAGAAUUACGCAUAGUUAAAUUAGAAAAGCUGUAUCCUAACAAAAUGUUUUACAAAACUUCCUUUAGUGAAGAUGAUUUUUCAGAAAUUGAAACUAAAAGAAUAACAAGAAGAAGUAAUGAAAAUAAUGAAGUUGGCCAGUUAUUUUCAUUGUAUGAUUCCAAGUUACCAAUAAAUGAAAAAAAAGAAAAAAGGAUUACUUACUCUAUUUGAAAAAAAUAUAAUUCCUAGAUACUAUUCUACUUUUUAUUAU